Molecule: messenger RNA, 1784 nt
Organism: Brienomyrus brachyistius
Lineage: Eukaryota; Metazoa; Chordata; Actinopteri; Osteoglossiformes; Mormyridae
Product: tropomyosin alpha-1 chain
Exons: 9
Coding region: 131-985 (284 amino acids)
Biological process (GO): actin filament organization; cardiac muscle contraction
Cellular component (GO): actin filament
Molecular function (GO): actin filament binding
Source: RefSeq, a predicted model, not a curated record
UACAGUGAGAAAAAGCUUGCACUCCAGCUAGGCGCUCAGUCCGGCACAGACGCUCGAAGCUGCCCUCCGAGCAACCACUUCUCCGCAGUUUCUUUUGGGGGUUUUGUUGGUAGACAAACUAUAAGCAGCCAUGGAUGCCAUCAAGAAGAAGAUGCAGAUGCUCAAACUGGACAAGGAGAAUGCCUUGGACAGAGCAGAGCAGGCUGAGGGAGACAAGAAAGCAGCUGAGGAGAGGAGCAAACAGCUCGAGGAUGAUCUGGCAGCUCUGCAGAAGAAGCUGAAGGCAACUGAGGAUGAACUGGACAAGUACUCCGAGGCCCUUAAGGACGCCCAGGAGAAACUGGAACUGGCUGAGAAGAAAGCCACAGAUGCUGAGGCUGAUGUGGCCUCCCUGAACAGACGUAUCCAGCUGGUUGAGGAGGAGUUGGAUCGUGCCCAGGAGCGUCUAGCCACCGCCCUGCAGAAGCUGGAGGAGGCAGAGAAGGCUGCUGAUGAGAGCGAGAGAGGCAUGAAGGUCAUUGAGAACAGAGCCACCAAGGAUGAGGAGAAGCUGGAGCUGCAGGAGAUCCAGCUGAAGGAGGCCAAGCACAUUGCUGAGGAGGCCGACCGCAAAUAUGAGGAGGUGGCCCGUAAGCUGGUUAUCAUUGAGGGAGAUCUGGAGCGUACCGAGGAACGUGCUGAGCUGACUGAGGGGCAGGUGCGAAAAGCAGAGGAGCAACUGAGAAUUUUGGAACAAAACUUAAAAUCAUUAAUGGCUGCUGAAGCACAGUACUCACAGAAAGAGGACAAAUAUGAGGAGGAGAUCAAGGUCCUCACCGACAAGCUGAAGGAGGCUGAGACUCGUGCUGAGUUUGCCGAGAGAACAGUAGCCAAGCUUGAGAAGACCAUUGAUGACCUGGAAGAGAAACUGUCCCUUUCUAAAGAAGAGAACCUCAACAUGCGGCAGAUGCUGGACCAGACGCUAAUGGAGCUAAAUAGUAUGUGAGGGCCGGGAGUGUGUGGUGUGUACCUGCCAAGCACACUAGCCCCCACCGCCACCGAUGCCACCUCGACGGGAUGGACACCACCCGCCGCUGUUGUUCCCGCUUAGACAAAAUUCAGCAACUGGGGGGGGGGGUCUCAAGAAUCACUGUCCCCUACCGCAGAAGUCAGUCAUUCAUAAAACUGGAAUUGUAUGUAAAUGUCUCUUGACUGGUUAGAAUAGGUUAGGAUGUGCAGUUUUCUCUCAAACUGUGUUAGUGAGUAGACAUUUAAAAGCGAACGCCUGUUUCGGCCAUAAUAGGCGUCCAUGACUGAUUUUAGCAAACAAGAUUGGCAUAAUUUGCACUUAAUUUGGGAUUAAUUUACCAUUCCUCGCAUAAAUGUUAGCCAAAUUCAUACUACAUACAAGAUUGUUGUCUAUAGGUUUUUUUUUUCUUGUGCUUUUAUUUUUCUCCCGAGUCCCCAUACCAAAUGUGCAUAACAUGGGUUAAGCAGCCCUUGUGUAUGGUACUGUGAAAGUUAAUGGAAGCCUAUGAAGAAUCUCAUCUUCACGCAGACCAAAGGUAACUUGAUUUGCCAAAACGCUAUUUUUAAUAGUUUUAUAACAUUUAUUAUGUUAUAAUUUAGGAAAGAAUUUACUCCAUUUUAUUAGUUGUCACUGCAUUUUAUUUUAUUUUUUUGUCUCUUCGUUUAUAAUUGUGAGGUCGUAAUUUCUUGCCUGGUGUAGUUUGUGGACGUAUUUAAAUUUGCCAUUUAAAAUGUACAAAAGUAAAAGAUAACAAUAAAGCAAGUUUUUUAAAAUA